Messenger RNA from Striga asiatica, 1514 nucleotides. The record is from the annotation of a GenBank genome assembly. NCBI's taxonomy places the organism in Eukaryota, Viridiplantae, Streptophyta, Magnoliopsida, Lamiales, Orobanchaceae.
CGACGUCGUCAUUUUGGUCGCCUCCAGGCUGACAGGCUCUAUCUUCAUCCUCCCAAGAUGACUAUUCAAACCUCAGUGAAAAACCCUCAUUCGAAUUUGUGGCGGCAGAAUUAAUAAUUCUAAUUUCUCUUUCCUCAACUCACGAAAUCUAUAAGAUCGGUCGCAGUUUCAACCCUAGUUGCCUUUUCGAUUGUGACUAAAUGGCGGAAAAAGAAGGAGAAAAACAGGAGAUCGAGGAGCAGUUGGAGCUCGCCAUUUGCGCUCGCCUUCAGCAUUUCAAAGACCAGGCUGAUUCAUUGACGAUGGAAUCUGUAAGGAGACUCCUAGAGAAGGAUUUGGGACUUGAGAAACUUGCGCUGGAUGCACACAAGAGAUUCAUUCGGCAGUACUUGGAAAAGAAAAUAAGUGAUGGCGAUGAAUGCAAAUCUGAAACACCUACUGAAGAUGCCGACAACGAUAUCAGUAAAGCAACAGUGUUACCCAACCAGCAUGAGAAAACAAUAACUCCAAAAACGUCUAGCAAUGGAGAUGAGGAAACAAAUGAAGGCUCCCCUAUAAUGGGUGUCUUAAGCCCAAAAUCUGAAGUUGCUACUCCGGGGUCAUCUAUAAGUGAGGACAGUAUCAAGAAGGCAAUUUUGGAAAGGGCUGAUCACUUUGAAUCUAAUUCUGGGAACAUAACUUUGGCAGGAGUUCGCCGACUUCUAGAGCAGGAUCUUGGACUAGAGAAAAACGCACUUGACCCUUUCAAAAAGUUUAUAGGUCAACAAAUAGAUCAGGUACUCAAUCCACCUAAGCAAGCUAAAUCUGUGAAAGAUGUCAAUAAGAAAGUCUCUGGUAACUCAAAAGUUAAAAAGUCAGUAACUGUCAGCAGUGAAGAAGAGUCCGACUCUUCAGACAGUGAAAGUGAUGAGAUGGAAGUUAAAGCACGGCCGAAAAAGGAAGCUGAUUUUAAAGGAAAAACUAAGAAAGUGGAACAGUCGAAGAAACGGAAAUUAUCUAAGGAGAGUGAUCAUAGUGUUUCUGGAAAAAAGCAGAUCAAGGUUGCAAAGAGGAAAACCGAAGAAGAAAAUAAUAGCGAUGAGGAUGGAAGCCUGUCUGAAGACAGUCAAUCUCGAUCAUCUGUGGAAAGAAGAUCAGUACAGAGGAAAGAAAAGGCAGCUUCUGGAUAUGGCAAAAAGGUGGAGAAUCUGAAGUCAAUAAUCAAGGCGUGUGGAAUGAGUGUUGCUCCGUCAGUCUACAAGAAAGCUAAACAAGUACCAGAGGAAGAACGUGAAGGCUUUAUAGUGAAGGAAUUAGAAGGUAUCCUCACAAGAGAAGGGUUAUCCAAGAAUCCUACUGAGAAAGAAAUCAAGGACUGUAAAAAGAGAAAGGACAGAGCCAAAGAGCUUGAAGGCAUUGACACGAGCAACAUUAUAUCCAGCUCACGAAGAAGGUCAACUUUUAGUUUCACGCCUCCUUUAGACUAUGUUUUGACCAUCGAGCCAAGUGUUAGCUCGGUCUCAAUCAGGUCAUAA